AUGUCAUCACAAACAACCCCUAUUUCUACCAAUCCACCUACACCAAGUGAAUACGAAAAUAUGACGGCGCUCCAAUCGGCUGUCUCUGCUCUUGCUUCAGCUCAUGCCGCGAGGUCACACUCGACUGAUGGCAACAAUAUCUCAAAUCAUAGAGAGUCAAAAAGAGUUGGUUCUAAACCUCCUCGACAACUUCAAUGUUUUAAUUGUGAAUCUAAUGGUGAAGAGGCUGCGCCGGAAGCAUCAAUUAAAUCACCUACAUCAACACCCACACCUUCAACACCUCUAUUUUCUGCGUUAAUAUCAAACGAAAACACUUCGCCACUAAUUAAUAUAAAUCCUCCACCUGUAUUACAGACAACCACACCUAUACCAUCACCUACCAUACCACCAGCAAGUUUGCCAUCGGCUCCGAUAAAUCCUUCAUCUAUUGCUGCUAUGGCUGAUAUACAAAUUCAAUGUGCAAAUUGUGGUCAAACUCAAACGCCUUUAUGGCGGAAGAAUGAUAAAGGACAACCACUUUGUAACGCAUGUGGUUUGUAUGCCAAGUUACAUAAUCGAGAUCGUCCAAUCGCAAUGCGUAAGUCUAAGAUUCAACGCAGGCGUCGUGAUUGGAAUAAAUAUGGUCAUAUCGAGGAUGGUCAUUCUACUGAAGAAACGAACGAUUCUUUACCUGGUUCGCAUUACGGUUCGCCGAAGGCGCCUAUGACAUUACACACAAUUCUUCCUAAUCAAAGGCCUAUAGCGCCGAUGACGAUGUCUCCAAGUCUCAUGGCUCCAGCUCUUUUAACUUUGGCAACUGCUGCCACUUGCCAACGUGAACAAAUAUUGUUGGAGGAGCAACGUAGACAACAAUUGCAUUUGGAAGAAGCUGCGGGUGGGCAAGAUCAGAAUUCUGCAAUUUCUGGAUAUAUAUCCGCUCCGUUUGACUAUAAUGACGAAUCAAAUUUUAAAUCUUUGGUAGAUCAAAUGUCUAAAAAACAGGUGGAAGAGGUCUUGAAGGUUUUGGAGAGACGGUGCGAAAUUUUGAAAAUGGCGUUGGGAGAAUAA
Messenger RNA from Racocetra fulgida, 1047 nucleotides. The record is from the annotation of a GenBank genome assembly. NCBI's taxonomy places the organism in Eukaryota, Fungi, Glomeromycota, Glomeromycetes, Diversisporales, Gigasporaceae.